GGGCUAAUUGAUCGAUCUUUUUUUUCUUUCGACAUUUCUGUUGUCUCAUCACACAAGGGUCACAAGCAUCACCUUGGGAUGCCUGGUCCGAACAUCAUUACCUGCAGAUGGCAGUUGGCAGUAUAAAAACCAUGAAAAUUUGAAGGUUAACUGGAUGACAACGUGUUUGAAAUUGAAUCAUCAGCACGACAAUGGCUCAAAAUUUACUGAGUUUAGCAGAGAAAACGUUCAUUCUCCAUGGUGUUGAUGGAGAUUUUCGAACGGAUGGCCGCUCUCGAUUAGAAUACCGUGCAUUAGAGAUCGAAACGAAUAUAAUGCCACAGACGAAUGGCUCAGUUCGUCUGAGGAUAGCAAAUACUGACGUUCUCGUGACCGUCAAAGUUGAAGUGGACACUCCAUCGCUUGAUCGGCCGAACGAAGGAAAACUUGAAUUCUUUGUUGAUUGUUCAGCAAAUGCAACACCAGAAUUCGAAGGCAAAGGUGGUGAGGAGCUAGGCACCGAGAUCAGUAAUGUAUUGUCGAACGCUUAUCAAUCGUCCCAUGCUCUAGACCUGACGAUACUGAGUAUUUUGCCUAACAAAAAAUGUUGGAAGAUGUAUGUCGACGUGUUGAUUCUUCAAUGCGAUGGGAAUUUAUUCGACGCUAUUGGAGCAGCUGUCAAAUGCGCUCUUUUCGCCACGGAAAUACCCAAAGUCGCUACAGCCUCAGUAGAUGGUGACGACGCAGACAUUCAGCUGUCAGAUGAUCCAUUCGAUUGCGUCAAAUUGAAUGUUGAAAAUUAUCCAGUACUCGUGACUUUAUGCAAAAUUGGAGAUAACUGUGUGGUGGACCCAACUGCAGAUGAAGAGAUGUGUGCAGCUGCUAACAUCGUCAUAUCAGUGACACCGAAGGGAAGAGUCACCUCAAUUGUGAAAACUGGAUAUGGAAGUCUUCAACCAUCAACACUGCUAAAGACCCUUGAGUGUGGAAAAGAAAUUGGUAAGAGAUUGAAUGAGAGACUGAUGGAGGCAUUGAGGAAAGAAGAAGCUCUCGGACCACAACGUCCAGUCUUUGGUUUUCUCGGAUAAUAUACCGAGAUUUUUUUCCAAUGGAUAAUUCAGUUUGUACUAUUUUAUUUAAGAACAAAAAAAGAAUGACUCAUUUGGGUAACAAAAUGGUACAAACAAUUUAUUUAAAUAAUUUACUACAAUAUGUUUAAUUC
Diachasma alloeum is the source of this 1201-nucleotide messenger RNA. It is a transcript of the gene Rrp42, whose product is annotated as exosome complex exonuclease RRP42. Gene Ontology annotation, biological process: nuclear polyadenylation-dependent rRNA catabolic process; U4 snRNA 3'-end processing; U5 snRNA 3'-end processing. The transcript has 7 exons. NCBI's taxonomy places the organism in Eukaryota, Metazoa, Arthropoda, Insecta, Hymenoptera, Braconidae. Gene Ontology annotation, cellular component: nuclear exosome (RNase complex); cytoplasmic exosome (RNase complex). Bases 192 to 1067 code for a protein of 291 amino acids. The record is from RefSeq and is a predicted model, not a curated record.